Molecule: messenger RNA, 8105 nt
Organism: Lotus japonicus
Lineage: Eukaryota; Viridiplantae; Streptophyta; Magnoliopsida; Fabales; Fabaceae
Exons: 11
Coding region: 6587-7876 (429 amino acids)
Source: RefSeq, a predicted model, not a curated record
AAACAAACCGUAACCCCACUCCCAAUACCAUUCUUAAUUCCUAAUUAUAUAUUAAAACCCUAUGUUUUUCUCUCCCUCUCAUCUUUUUCCUUUUUCUCUGGUUCAACUUCUUUUCUCGGCAUCAGCGAUUCUUCUCUUCUCCUCUACAUCCUUUUCUUCUUUAGUUAAGAACCACACAAUACCACCAUAAAGUUACAUGCUAGUGAAGAUAAAAUCUAUCAUUCAAGUGAGAGUCUCUUGCGUUCUCUUUUGGGAGCCACGGUUGGUGCUUUGAUGAAGGAGAAUGGUACCAAGCCCUUCAUGAUUCCUCUUUUAAAUUAAUUGAGAUCUGUCGGUUAGUGGUCCGUUUGGUUGUCGCGCAGUUGUGGAGAGCAAUCAUGUUGGUUCUUCGUAACAGAAACUGAGUACCAGUAUGUUAUCAGAUUCAGAUCGUUCUGCUUAUAUUGUUUAUAGGCCUCAUUUGGAAGGUUGUCAUAUUUGUGUCUGUUGUUGAUCUGUCAUUCUGCAGCUAUAGGGGAGUCUUUGGGGGAAUUCAGUUUGAAUUGUUAUUUAUUGUUCUAAUUUAAGGAUUUGCACUUUAGUGCUGGAUUUGAAAUUUAUGUAUUCUUGAAAUUCUAGUUACGAAUGGAGAUGGUGAUAUUACAUAAAAGAUUCUUAUGGAUUUAUUUUUUUAUAAAUUAUACUAAACAUGUACAAUUUUGGAAAAUUAUUUUGGGAAGUGAGUUUUGUUAAAUAGGCUUGCCAGGCUAAGGUGGUAGUCUGUGCGCCGGUCACGGCUUGGGAUUUUGGGUCGUGACAAAGUUGGUAUCAGAGCUUUGGCUGUAGGUCCUAUUAGCUGCAGACAUGAGGUGAUAAUGGAAUCUUGUUAGUAAAUUGUGAACCGCGGCACAACUUACUUCCAAGAUGCUAUUAACUCCUCAUGAGUGUUCUAAAGUUGUUUUCCAAGUGUGAUUUGAGUUCGUUCCUCAUUCACUGAAUUCCGAGUCAUGUGUUAUGUUUGAUGAAUAUUCUUUGUUCAGUGAGGAUGCCACCUAAAUUAGGAUUUUCGUUAAAAGAUGAGUUAACUUACUAGGACCCUCUUUAGGGAGGUUGUGGUCGGUGUUGUGGUUUAGGCCAAGGACCAUUGCCUGUAUUCGCUAGUUGUUUGUUGUUGUAGUCAAUAUUAACGUGCUUAUAUUGAGGUUAUGAAAUUCAGGGAUGUUACAGCUUACAGUUGGUACGAAGGAAAUAUAACAUGAUUUGAAAUAAGUGUUGGAGUGGUUGUUGGACAGCAACAAGGGAACUCACAUAAGAAAAUUUAUGAGAGUCAGUUAGAAGUUAGACAGAGGAAAGUAACAAGUAGGUGCCACUAGACAGAUUGAGGUCACAGUGAUUGGUUUUGUGUAGCUAAUUAAUUCUCCUACUUUACAAAUGCAAGUAAAAGGAUCCACAAGGGAAUAUUUGUGCUUUAGAGAGAUUGUGGACAGAACUUUGAUGCGCAUACAUUAAUGCGGUAGAGUUAAUAUAGUUCUAUCUUAUGAUUAUGGUAUAUGAUUAGAUUGAUGACUUUAUGAGUAUGAGAGCACUGAGAUCACCUCUGGUAGCAUAAGAUGAAUUUUCCUAGAAAUUCAAGAAUCGUUUCGUAAUAGAGAGAGCUAGAGAGCUUAGAAAUUGAUUUGAGGUGCUAGAGCAGACUGAGGACAAUGACUCUAGAGAGUGGUUCUAGUGGAUACUUAUCAGGAUUUGUACAAAUUUUUAGAGUAGAUUUUAGGGGUCUUUACAAUCCAUUUUUAUUCUUAGAAGUAUUUUGCGCAAGAUCUACACCUUGUCCUACUUGUGUGAAGUUUCAUUCCGUAGCUUGCUUUGGAGAUGAUUAGGUGUUCUGUUAGUGCGAUUGGACAUGUCAUAUUACGAGGAAUUUACUUGUGGUUGUGGUGCAACCUUUCUCUAGUAAUGCAUAAGUGUUAUUAAGAGUAGCUUUAGCAUCUUACCUGCUCCUACAACACUUGUUAGACAUGUUAUGAGUUCUUUUGGCCGAGGACGUGUAGUACCAAAAAUUAUGGUAAAUUAAAUGGUAGUUGAGGUUGAUGAUAUGUUAGGAGAGUGGAGCUCGAGUCUUUGUUUUGACUCAUCAAGAUGCUUAUGCAGCCAAUACAGUGGUAGUAAGUAUACUUUUUAUAUGAUCUUGAGAUGAUUAUGUUUUGCUUAAUGCUAAAGAUAUAUACUAUUUAUAUCAUUGUCGUCAACUUGGUGAGUUAUCUUCUUUCUUGAAUAAGACAUUGGUCCUUGCUGCACCUCUUGGGGAGAAUUUGAUAAUUGAGUUUGUGCGCCAUUCUUUUUAAGGUAUUGGAGAUUGAGAGUUGUUGAUAGCCAUUAUAGCUUAAGACAUGAUUGAUUUUAAUGUGAUCCUUGGAUAUAGAUGGGUUAAUCUUUUGUCAACGAUACUUUGGACUUAGUGGUGUCACUGUUGUUUUUAUGGAUUUAAUGAGCCGCAUUCAUUCUUGGAUUAUUUAGUUAUUGUACUCAUUGAUUAUUCUUGUAUAUUCCUAAGGAUAAGGACUAACACCGGAAGCUUGUUGAUAAUAGAUUUUGGUUUGAGCUUGCCAUUCCAACUCAUUGUUGAUUUAGGUGCAAAUUGGUUACAAUUUGAUGGAUGAUUUGGUUGGUGAUGUUAAAUACGAUCAGGUUCAAGAUUAGUAGGUGGUAAAGAUGGUAGAUGAUGUUUAAAGUGAAAAGAUUCCAUAGUUUUCAUUAGACUUUGUUGACGUAUAGUGGCUGGAGUGAUAAAUAUGUGUGUCUAAUGUAGAUAGUUUGUGGAGAAAAAUAUUAGAGGAUGCUUAUCAUUAUUUUUAGAUCAUACAUCCAGGUUCUAAUAAAAUGCAUUGAGAUAUGAAGAAAUUUUAUUUAUAGAAAAUGAUGAAGGAGGACAAAAAAAAAAUUUGUUUUUGAAGGUUUAGCAUGUCGACAGGUGAUGGAUGAGCUUAAAAGCAAGUAAUGUUGCUUCAAUCUAUUGAGAUACCAUAGGGAAAGUGAGAAAGUGUUGUUAUGAACUUGGUGAGAGGUUUGCUUAGGAAUUUAAUGCGUUAUGAUUUUAUAUCGGUGAUUAUGGAUCAAUUGACUGAGUAUGUACACUUUUUCCUAUAAAGAACGUUGUAUACUAAGAUCUACCUUGGCUGAGAUUGUUUGUUUGCACGGUGUAAACUUGUCUACAGAUCAAGGAGCUUAAUUGAAUUCAUUGUUUUAGAAGACUUUCAAAGUUGUUGUUGAGCCUCAUUUAAGUUUGAGUACAACUUUCUAUCCUUAAAUUGAUGGUUAAUUUAAAAGGAGUAUUCAGAUCUCGGAGGAUAUGUUAUAUGCUUGUGUUUGUAGACUUUAGAAUGAUUUGAGAGUAGAAUUUUUCUAUAAUGAAGUUCGCUUAUAAUAGCAACUACCCGUCUAGCAUUAAGAUUGUACAAUUUGAGACCAUGUAUGGUGGGCGAUGCAGAUAACCAAUAGGUUUGUUUGAUGUCGAAGGAGCUAAGUUGGUAUACUCUCAUAACUUAUACAAGGUACAAUAUAGAAAGGUUAAGAUGGUUCCAAUCAUUUGCUUGCAAUUUAGAGUAUGCAAAAGUCUUAAGGUGAUAGGAGGCGAUGCUCUUUAGAGAAUGUAGGUGGUGAUCAUGUGCACUUGCACGUCUCUCUAAUGAAAGAAGUGUUGCGGUUUGGUAAAAAAAAGGAAAACUGAGUCUAAGAUCAUUGGACCGUUUAAAAUCUUGGAGAUGGUUUGUCUUAUAGCUUAUUGAUUGACACACUCCCUUUAUCUUUUGGCAGCUCACAUAGUUCUUCAUGUCACUUUGCUUUGGAGAAACCUAUACGAUCAAUCUCAAAAUAUUUGUCACGAGGGCGUGCAAUUGGGUGAACAUUGGUCUCAUAUGGAACAUCCAAUAGUCAUGGUUGAUAUGAAAGUGAGGUGUAUGCGUCCUAAGAAUAUUGAUGAUGUGAAAGUUAUUUGGCGAGGGCUAUCUGGUUAAGAGAAGUCUUGGGAAUACGUGACAAGUAUCUCCCGCUAUUGGAAAUUCAAGGUUAGCUAAACUUUAAAAAAUUCGAGGACGAAUUUUUCUAAGGAGGAAAGAUUGAAACAUCCCGUUUAAAAUAAAAAAAAUAUAUAAAAGGAACCUGUUAAUAAAAAAAAAACAAAUAAAUAGAUAUAUGUAUAUAUAACAAACCAAACAAAAAACAAACUGUAACCCCACUCCCAAUACCAUUCUUAAUUCCUAAUUAUAUAUUAAAACCCUAUGUUUUUCUCUCCCUCUCAUCUUUUUCCUUUUUCUCUGGUUCAACUUCUUUUCUCGGCAUCAGCGAUUCUUCUCUUCUCCUCUACAUCCUUUUCUUCUUUAGUUAAGAACCACACAAUACCACCAUAAAGUUACAUGCUAGUGAAGAUAAAAUCUAUCAUUCAAGUGAGAGUCUCUUGCGUUCUCUUUUGGGAGCCACGGUUGGUGCUUUGAUGAAGGAGAAUGGUACCAAGCCCUUCAUGAUUCCUCUUUUAAAUUAAUUGAGGAAACUGAGUACCAGUAUGUUAUCAGAUUCAGAUCGUUCUGCUUAUAUUGUUUAUAGGCCUCAUUUGGAAGGUUGUCAUAUUUGUGUCUGUUGUUGAUCUGUCAUUCUGCAGCUAUAGGGGAGUCUUUGGGGGAAUUCAGUUUGAAUUGUUAUUUAUUGUUCUAAUUUAAGGAUUUGCACUUUAGUGCUGGAUUUGAAAUUUAUGUAUUCUUGAAAUUCUAGUUACGAAUGGAGAUGGUGAUAUUACAUAAAAGAUUCUUAUGGAUUUAUUUUUUUAUAAAUUAUACUAAACAUGUACAAUUUUGGAAAAUUAUUUUGGGAAGUGAGUUUUGUUAAAUAGGCUUGCCAGGCUAAGGUGGUAGUCUGUGCGCCGGUCACGGCUUGGGAUUUUGGGUCGUGACAGAGAGUGGACGCAUAAGAGAAUAGUAUAAGGGUUUAAAUGUUUAUAUAUUUAGCACAUACAAAGACCACAUGAAAGUAAUUAACACCGAACUUCACCCACAAUAUAGCACUUAAUCCAUAUGAGAGAGGCAAAAUGAAGAGUAAACCUGUAAUAGGGAAGAGCAAUAUAUGGAAGAAGAAGAAUUCAGGGGAAAUCAGUUGUCAAAAGGAGUAUGUGGAACAUGAAGAACUCGAUGAACUCGUCGGAGGUUCAAUACAAUUUGUUUGGAGGCAUUCAGAACAUUGGUUCGCUGAUACAGCAAACUCAACAGCAAAGAGGUGGUUCCCAAUGUUACUUUUGUUAAGGAGACAAGAUACUGGCUGGGGAGAACAUUGAGUUGAGAUCCUUGGAAGUUUCAAUGGUUAAAGCUAGGCCAUGCUCACCUAGACUUGGAUACUCAGAGACAAUAACCAGAGCAAAUGAGGAAGAAAAGGAGAAAACUUUACAAUUGCUAGAAGUGUUCUUGAAUAUUUUGUUUGGAUAUUUGGUAAACUGGAAUUCAAAAUUCAAGGUAAUUAUAAUAAGUAAGAAGUCAAUGCUUCUCUCAUCAUGUAAAAGUUCUUGCUCUCCCUUCUCUGGCUCCUCUACUUCACGCUCUCACACUCAAGUUUGUCAUUUUUGUCUACGAAAAACAUCUUCCCCUCGAUCUCUGUGUCCAAUAUCUGUUUGUUUUCUUGUCUUAUUUUAUCAGGUAAUUCUUCUUGCUCUAUGUGCUCCAAUGCCUUCCUCUAAUGCGUCUGUGUUUACUUUCUCUACCAUUCUCAUUCACAUGUUUUAGUUCAUGCACAAUUUCAGGAUCCUGUUCUUCUUUUCAUGAUACCAAAAUCUCAAGAGAGAGCAAGAGAGAGCGAGAGGGAUGAUGGUUGAGGAUGAAGAAGAUUGUGACAUGUCAACUAUUAUUUAUAAAAAAAAAACUAAUGCUAAAGUGGAAUCCACAUGGACGUCCACUUCAUUAAAUGAAACCCAUGUAUGUGAAUACAAUAAUGAUUCAUAGACAUAGGAAUAGUAAAAACACCCCAAACACCGUUCACAUGUGGCCAAGUGUGCUGAGUCAGCUUCUGAGGGGAGGGGCCCGGAAAUGAAUUGCAAUAUUUGAGGGACUGAAUGUAUAAUUUGGAGAAAGGUUAGAAUUUUGGGGAUUUUGAGCGGGACAUGUAAGUGAAAAUCCCUAAAUUAGGGAUUUCAAUUUUCACCGUUCUCCUCUCUCUCGCGAUCUCUGUUCGCCAGUUCCUCUUCUCCGCCCGCCACUCGCCGGCACCCCUCCACCGCUCGCGCCCCUCCACCACUCGCUGCCCCUCCACCCCUCGCGCGAAGGCUCACUUCUUCGCUUGGGUUAUGCUUCCUCCUCCUCCUCUGGCUUCCUUUUCUUCUCUCUCGCGAAUCCCUCCCUACGCCUCGCUCACACCGACUUCCUCUCCUCCGCCACUGGUUCUGACGGUCACUCAACCAGCCCCUUUUUGAAUCUCUCUCGAUUCGUCUGUAAAGGGAAACAUGGAAAGACUAUUCUUGAUCAAACAGCUGCAAGCACUGUCUCACUCAUUUUGCUCUUGCUGAUGAUAUCAUUUCCAAGUAUUAGAAUCUCGGCUGAGAGGGGUGAAACUGAAACCAAUUUCUAAGCUCCCAACCAUGGAGGAAAGUGGGGGACAGUUACGUGUUAGACACAAUUGUCAACCAAAUUUUCUUCUUGAGGUCAAUAAGAAUCUCACUGAUCUUCAAAAAGCUCAAAUAAAUGCUACCCCGUUCAAAUGGUUAAUGAAUAUUCCGGAAAAAAUACCAAUCAAUGGGAAUUUACUGUAUGAAUUAGUUACUCGGUGGGUAGGGCGUCGUUUGGGUUUUACAAUACGAAGUGCAGUAGUUCCUUUUACCCCUUUAGAUGUUUGCUUUGCAACUGGGUUGCGCAUUGUAGAGGAAAGCGUGAUUUUUGAUCAAGAUGAAGAAUGUCAUACUACAAGUUUGUUCAAUGGGAAAAAAAUUACGAUCCCGAUAAUAGUUGAACAACUAAAAAAGAAUAAUUGUGCUGAAGAUGUUGAAGACUUUUGUCGAUGGUACAUACUUCUUGGCUUAGCAGAAUUUUAUUGCCCUAAUACCAACUCCACUGUGCAUAGUGGUUUGUUGAGGACUUUAGACGACCUAAGUUCACUUGAUAAAUAUAGUUGGGGUGUUUUUGUAUAUGAUGUUUUGGUUGGUGGAUUGAUUCGAGCAGUCAAACACUUUCGUGAAGCAAAAAAUUCACACAAAGUGUCUCUAAUAGGUUGUGCAGCAGUUUUACAGAUUUGGGCUUUGGAGCAUAUGUCAUUGCACCAUAGUGUCAAAUUUAGCUAUGGAACUACAUUUCCUCGGUUUUUACAUUGGCCUCAUCUUACCUUAGGGAGGAAGAAACUCUCCACAAUGUUUGAAAACACUUCGAUAUGUCAACAAAUAGCUGCAUCAAAUGAAGAUCUUGAACAUGAAAUUGUGAAGGAAGCCAUGCAAAUGGCACCUCGUGGUUUUCUCCAGUGGCAUCAGCCCGUUUGCCAAUCAAGAUAUGCCGCACAUGAUAUUGAUGUUUUAGAUGCAAAGGUUAAGGAUCUACAAGAGAAGAUAUUCAUCCUUGAGGAAGAAUUGAGAAUGAUAGAUCUGAAUCUACCAACAUCACCUCAGUUUAUUGAUCCAACCACUAGUACUCGUUCUUUGGGCGAAGAAACCAUAUUGUUUGAAAAUAUGAACGGUGGAUCCCCAUCUGUCCCAUCUGUGCUUGGCGUUUCCAUAUUUGAUGCAGGUGAAGGUCAUAAUAUACCCCAUGAUACCGAUCCACCUGAGCAACAACGAUCAAAUAUGUACACAAGGCAGAAAGACCAACCUAGGAAACGUGUGGGCAGCUUGGUCUGCCGAACGCCUUGGACAACAUAUCAAAGGAAAAAGAAGAAGAUUCAAUAGAUUUGACCUUUAGGAUGUUUUUGAAGGUAUUAUUUCAAUAUGUAGUGCUUUUAUAGUUAUGGGUAGUCAUGUGUAGUAAUUGGGUAAUUCAACCCGAAGCAUAAACACCUUAAACUUUGAUGACAGUCAUGUGAAACUUUGUGGUUUAAUCAAUGUAGUAAUUGGCCAAUCGAAUAGGAAAAUGUUACUUUCAAUAUUUUGAAGUAUAAUGAAAUGUACUUGUAAUGAA